Messenger RNA from Colletotrichum navitas, 1023 nucleotides. Its product is annotated as glycoside hydrolase. The transcript is spliced from 5 exons. Gene Ontology annotation, molecular function: mannosyl-oligosaccharide 1,2-alpha-mannosidase activity; calcium ion binding. Gene Ontology annotation, cellular component: endoplasmic reticulum; membrane. The annotation marks the transcript as partial. NCBI's taxonomy places the organism in Eukaryota, Fungi, Ascomycota, Sordariomycetes, Glomerellales, Glomerellaceae. Gene Ontology annotation, biological process: mannose trimming involved in glycoprotein ERAD pathway; carbohydrate metabolic process. The record is from RefSeq and is a predicted model, not a curated record.
CUCGGAAUGAAGUACUUGUCGCAUUUGACAGGGAACGAAGUAUACUGGCAAAAGGCGGAGCGCGUUAUGAAAGUUCUGGAUGAUCAGAAGAUGGAAGGCGGCCUGGUACCAAUAUUUGUACACCCCAACCAUGGGCGCUUCACCACGAGAGAAAUUCGACUAGGAAGUCGAGGUGAUUCAUACUAUGAAUACCUUAUCAAACAAUACCUACAAACGGGCGAGACUAUCUACCGUGACAUGUGGGAAGACUCCUUGGCUGGUAUCGAGAAGCACCUUGUCACAACCACUCGCAACGCCGCUCUCAAGUUCAUCGCAGAGCUUCCCACAGGAAUUGGGGGGUCUCUCUCGCCAAAGAUGGAUCACCUUGUCUGCUUCCUUCCCGGUACAAUCGCCAUGGCGGCCACGGAGGGGCGUACCUUAGCUGAAGCACGUCACGCCCCUGGUUGGACUGCGCAUCAUGAAAAAGACAUUCAGCUCGCAACAGAGCUCAUGAAAACCUGUUGGGGAAUGUACGCUGUCACCGACACUGGCCUCGCGCCCGAGAUCGCCUGGUUCAAUGCUACUGAUGCAGACUUGCAACCUCAACCCGGUGAUAGGCUCUUGCGCAGAGAAAGCAGCGCAUUGUCAAAGUGGAAGCAGGAUUAUAUAAUUAAGCCCCUGGAUGCACACAACCUUCAAAGACCAGAGACUGUUGAAAGCCUCUUCAUGAUGUAUCGCAUCACGGGGAACUCUAUGUAUCGCGAGUGGGGUUGGAAGAUCUUUCAGUCUUUUCAAAAGCUCACCCUGGUACAUGAUGGAGAGGGAUACACCAGUCUCAAUGAUGUACGGACGGUCCCGCCAGCAACUCGAGACAACAUGGAGAGCUUUUGGCUGGCCGAAAUUCUCAAGUACUUAUACUUGUUGUUUUCUCCAACGGACUACAUGCCAUUGACUGAGGUUGUCUUUAACACGGAGGCACAUCCCUUUCCGAGGUUUACACCGAGGGGGCCCUUGAAAACUGGUUGGCAAAGAAUGCCACGAUAG